Electrophorus electricus (electric eel) is the source of this 1439-nucleotide messenger RNA. RefSeq names its product proteoglycan 4a (gene prg4a). NCBI's taxonomy places the organism in Eukaryota, Metazoa, Chordata, Actinopteri, Gymnotiformes, Gymnotidae. The record is from RefSeq and is a predicted model, not a curated record. Gene Ontology annotation, biological process: immune response. Gene Ontology annotation, molecular function: scavenger receptor activity; polysaccharide binding.
AUGGCAUGUCCUUCUGUGAUUGCCUCUCUGCUGCUGGUGGUUUGCAUCCUCCUGCCUCUUACCUGCGUUGCUCAAGGUAGCUGCAAGGGGCGCUGUGGAGAGCCUUUCUCCCGCGGGCAGCCCUGCAACUGCGACGCCAACUGCCUCACCUACAAGGAAUGCUGCAAGGAUUAUGAGGACAUCUGCACUAUUCGACACUCUUGCAGGGGUCGAUGUAGGGAAACCUUCCGGAGAGGGAGGGAGUGUGAUUGUGAUCCGGACUGCACCCUCUUCAACAACUGCUGCCUUGACUACCUCGGACACUGCGAUUUGGAUCAGAUCUCAGCAGCGGCCAGAAGCGCUCAAAACAACCUCAAGCCGACAGAAUAUGUUGAAGAUCUAGCAGACCCUGUUGUGAGUACCAUCUCUCCUGAUGCUGGCCUCUACUCUCCUCUACUGCCUGCCAACCCUGGAUCUAGCACACCAGGGGCUGAUACCAACUCCCCCAUAUCAGCAGCAGGGCCACCCCACACUGGAGACGCUUCUUCUGGGAAAACCAUCUCCAUUCCCUUAAAGGUUUCCCUCUCCUUCAGCGAGCAUACAGGUGAAGCCCCUGCAUCUGGAACUGGAAGACCCAGCACACUGGCAGACAUAACUCAGGCCCUGGAAGCCGGUGGCCCAGCAGGACUACCUGAGAGUUCCAACCCUGACCUGUGCAAUGGUCUUCCCAUCGAUGGUGUCACCUCCCUGUUUAAUGGCUCCAUCAUUGUGUUUCGAGGUCAUUUCUUCUGGCUGCUGAACCCCCAGACCAGAGUGGCUGGUCCUGCGCGUAAUAUCACAGACGAGCUCGGUGUGCCCUCCCCCAUUGACACAGUCUUCACCCGUUGCAACUGCCAGGCCAAGACCUACAUCAUCAAGAAUGACAAAUACUGGAGUUUUGAGAACGGUGUAAUGGAGCCUGGCUACCCUCGGUCUCUGUCUAAUGACUUUGGAGGGCUCUCUGGAGAAAUCUCCGCAGCUCUGCCUGUGCCUUCCAGCAGGAAGAGACCCGAGGUUAUCUACUUCUUCAAGAAAGGCAGUACAGUGCAAAAAUUAUCCUACCCUGCUCGAAGUAGCCCAAGGUGUAGCGGAAAGACAUCCAGGAAUUCCAUCUACACCAGGAGUCACCAGGCUAGCUCUGAAGGUGCUUCACCAUCUAAAAUCCUUCUGUCUGGAGAAAUCAGCAUUAACCUGAACUGGAAGGGAUUCCCCACCCCAGUGACCUCUGCCCUGUCCAUACCCAACCCUAGGAAGCCCGAUGGGUUCGAAUACUUCAUCAUCUCCUGGCCCAAACUCUUCAGCAUCAAGAUCAGUGGCGAGAACCCAUCUCUGGUGUCUCCCACGAAACUGUCUGGCCAGCAAAUCGAUGUCAGAGGCUGGCUCAACUGCCCCCAGCAGCCCUGAUCCAAGAACACAAGCAC